Molecule: messenger RNA, 2659 nt
Organism: Myxozyma melibiosi
Lineage: Eukaryota; Fungi; Ascomycota; Lipomycetes; Lipomycetales; Lipomycetaceae
Exons: 4
Coding region: 142-2535 (797 amino acids)
Biological process (GO): DNA repair; DNA double-strand break processing involved in repair via single-strand annealing
Molecular function (GO): damaged DNA binding
Source: RefSeq, a predicted model, not a curated record
CUCGUUCACGACCUGACGCGUUUGUUGAGGUUGAAUUGGUCGUCAAAGGGAAGCAAAGAAGGAAGAACAGAGAGAAGACGGAGGGGAUUUGACUAUCGUGAAGAGAAGAAGAAGACGCGUCGAGGAAGAGAAGACUGCAGCAUGGAGACAACUCCUACGAAGCAACCAGAUCGAACGCGAUCCUCCUCCUCCUCCUCUACUCCACCGCCAGUUAACAAAAGAGAUGCAAGUCCACUGGAUCAGAAUCAGAAUAAGAGCCAGAGCCAGCAUCAGCAGCCAGGCAAAGACAGUUUACGCGCAAACGUGGAUUUCUACGCUGCAAGAAUGCAGGACAGUAUCCGGCACGAGCGCGCGAGGUUUGAUAAUCUUGAGGUUCUUUGGACAGAGCAGAAAAAAGAUCUCGAGACUGAAGUCCAGCACUGGCGUCAACGGGCUCAAGAUCUCGAGAAGACAUGGAAACCAAACACACUUGACUCAUCCUCGUCAUUGCCGCCUUCAGAAGCAGAUGCAGAGCAAGAUAAACGACUGAUCAAACAUCUGCAGCAAGAACUCGCGAGAUAUAAAGCUCUCGCGGCUGCAAAGUCUGAUACUACCGCAGCAGAGUUACCGCCCAGUUCCCCUUUACAAUCCGCGCCUUCUCAGACAUCACACCACACUGCAGACCAAAACGACAUCACAGCAAAAGAAGACGAACUCGACGAUCUCAAAGCCGAAGCAACCCGCUUAGCAACCGAAAACGCAGCGCUAAAACGCACACUCGACUCCUACAUCUCGCGCCGCUCCAAAGACGAGUCCGCGAUCGAGAAAUGGCAGCAAACGCUUGAAAAACGGCAGUCUAGGAUCGCCGAGCUUAAGAGCCAGGUCAGUGAGCUGACGAAGGUUAAUGAGAGUUUGCAGCGGGAGCGGGAGGAGGUACAGAGCAAGAAGGAUGGCGAUGGACAGAAGCGGGUUGAGGAGCUUCAGGCUGCGGUCAAGGUCGAAGAAGAACGACUUCGCAGCGCGCAGGAGUCUGAACGGACAGUUGCGAGCAGGAUCAAAACCCUCCAACGACACCUCGAAGCCACGCACUCGUUCUCCGCAACAGCCUCCAAAGCCAUUUCAACCGCAGGAGCCUCUACAGGCACAGAGGCGGUAGACGAGCUAGUGAAUCAACUUGUGGCCGCCAACGCGGGAAUGUCAGACCGGCUCUUAAAGCUACUCGACCAGCGCUCGCGGGACUCAGAAGCCAUAAGUCGCUGGCGGGUAUCGAUGGACUCGAUCCGCGCUGAGCUUGAACACAUGAAAGGCAAGGCAGAGCAGCUUGAAGCACGCGCGUGUGCUGCAGAGAAGAGGGUUGCGGAACUGGAGCAGGGCAAGAAGAAGAUGAAGAGUCGGGCACCGAUGACGCCGAUUUCGGCGGUAGCGCCUCGUGUUCAACAACUUCGCUCGUCUAUAAACAGUCCUUUGUCUCCUUCGACUUCUGUCGAUAUACCGCCAAAAGUAAAGCCGGACCCCGAUGCUCCUACGCCAAGCAACUCGAGCGAGCACAAAGAAAUAUACAUCAAACCCGAACCAACUACGAAUCCCGCGACUUCUGCUCAACCCCAAGCAGCACCAGCUGAAUUCACUCUUGCGGCGGCAGCGGCAGCGGCAGCGAUUGUGCUACAGGCGUCGCCGUCGCCUACAUUCAGUCCGUCUUCGUCACCGUUGGGGAGGCACACAAGUGGUGCUCGAGAGGGGUUGAAAAGUAAUGCAAAUCUACAGAUGACGCGCGCUGGGGAGAAAGCUAGCAACAGCAGCAGAACGCCGUUACAGGACAAGAGCGAGUUGGCGAAUCAUACAGGACAGACGGGGCCACACUCGACGCUUUACAACCUACUAGAGAAGAACACCAAGAAACGACAAAAACCGCACGACGAUGACAACCCGCCAAAUGCUCUCGGCAAGCGAAUGAAGACUAGCAUUGACGAUUCUGUACAAGACCAGAAAGGGGAAAGAAGCCCGUUGAUUAGCGAGGAUGUUGCGCGCCAGAAUAAAGGACAGGCGCGGUACAGUACCUCGAUCGCAAAACCACCCGGCAAACGCGAGUGGAUAUUGGAAGAUUUUAUAGUAAACCCAAGCUACGCAAACCAACACGGCAUCCCGCAUGCAUUUCACGAAGUAACCCGCAACCGAGAGGAGCGCGCAUGUUUACACGGCACCGACUGCGCCAGAUGCAAGGAUUUCUACGCCGCCGCGGGACCGCACGUCGGGUUACCUUCUGGUCCGCGGUGGAAUGAUAAGAGUCCUGCAGCGGGAGUAGCAGUAGCUAGUCCAUCAGUGACAGCUAGAGAAAAGUCACUAAUUGACAAAGUGUCGCGGCAUAAAAGCAAUUGGGAAGAACCACCGUCGCCGCCGGGUUUUUGGCGGUCAGACUUUCCAAACACGCAGGAGGCGGCGGAGGAUAGAGCGGAGGCGCGGCGGAGGAAUAGGGAGAAGGUGGGUGAGAGGUUAGAGGAGGCGUUGAGGAAUGGGAGGUUUUUGUUCAAAGACCCUGCGCUGCGGCCGGUGGAGUAAGCGAGAGCAGGACAGAGAGUAAGGCGGAUGAGUGAGAUUGCACUCAUCUCGAACAAUCACUCAUCUCGAAGCAUAGACGAGUGGUAGUGUGUAAGUUGAGAUUUACUUGAUUACUGAUUACUGG